This is a messenger RNA of Phaeoacremonium minimum UCRPA7, 387 nucleotides long. RefSeq lists its product as hypothetical. The record is from RefSeq and is a predicted model, not a curated record. NCBI's taxonomy places the organism in Eukaryota, Fungi, Ascomycota, Sordariomycetes, Togniniales, Togniniaceae. The transcript is spliced from 4 exons. The coding region runs from base 1 to 387 and encodes 128 amino acids.
AUGUUGGUAAAGAAGUUCAGGAUUCUUGGGUACUACGCCUCAGUUCGGCAUCGAAAGGCAUUUUUCAUGGCCGAACCGCCCUUCAGCAAGCUUCAUCUAGCGGAGAAAGGGGAUCCCGAUUAUGUCGUGCAGAAGAUGUUCGAGAGCGUCAUUGUCAUGCCUAUGCUGAUGGAGUGGGCUGAUAAACUAGAUAAGAAAAGCUAUACGACCAAAUCAGCAGCACUUCGAGGGCAACGAUCCGCGCAAGAUCUGCUGCGAUUGGCGUCGAAAGUAUUGGAUGAUCUCCAAGAGGGUUCGGGCUCGCCACCAGGCGAGUUCCAAUUCGCCAGUCCCAUGGACAAGUACGUCUGGACGCUUUACUGGAUCAUCCCCUACGAUUUCCCGUAG